Messenger RNA from Pomacea canaliculata, 2626 nucleotides. RefSeq names its product SCF E3 ubiquitin ligase complex F-box protein grrA-like. The transcript has 7 exons. The record is from RefSeq and is a predicted model, not a curated record. NCBI's taxonomy places the organism in Eukaryota, Metazoa, Mollusca, Gastropoda, Architaenioglossa, Ampullariidae. Gene Ontology annotation, biological process: SCF-dependent proteasomal ubiquitin-dependent protein catabolic process. The coding region runs from base 320 to 1243 and encodes 307 amino acids. Gene Ontology annotation, cellular component: SCF ubiquitin ligase complex.
UGUGUGCUUUCCCAGUGACACAGCUGUAAGCAGUGAGAGACAGCUGUGGAACUCUGUGCAAACUGGAAAGUCCAUAUCUGGCACAUCUGAUUGUCCUAAAGAGGAAGCCACUGAAAUAGUGAUUGUGCCUUGCGACAGCCACACAUCACAGCCUACCACAUCCUCAGCAGAUGAUGACCAUCAUGCAGAUAUAGUCAAGCCAGAGCUGCCUUCGAUAGCAGUGGUGACAAACACAGCCAAGGCAACAACAUCAGCAUCAGAAGCAGAUGAAGGUAGAGUCAAGGUGAAUGUUUCAUCAACAAGAGUAGAGGUGACAAGCAUGAUUCCAUCAGAAGUGGCACCAGUAUCCUCUCUGGAAAAGAUGGCAGACAGCAAAUCUAUAGUGACCGACUUGAUGGAAACAGAGCCUGUAUUCAUACCAAACCUCCAGCAUUUGUGUAUAGGAUCAAGGUGUUUUGAAGGUCAUGGCAACCUUUCACUUGGAGUAGCAUGUCUUGACAGGUGCCUAUCUGCCAACUCUGCUCUGUGUAGUCUCAUCAUUUUGUGUUCUGAGAGCUCCCCUGAUAUAAACAUGGUGGUGGAUGUUGUUGCACAUCGGUUACCACACUUGAAAGAGCUGACAGUGGAUGCAGCUGAAAGUCUUGCCAAUAGCAGUGUCUUUCAACUACUCAGCACCUGUAAAAAUCUGACAAAGAUUGACCUUACAGGUGCAUGCUUCCUCACAGAUGCAGCACUACUGCCAUUAUGUAAUAACCCAAAGGUAGAAGAACUGCUGCUGUCAGAAACAUGUGUCUCCCACCCCUUUCUGUUGAGCAUUGGCAGGAUUGCAGAACAUCUUCGUGUUCUUGACUUGGCCUGGUGUGAGAACAUUGAGGAGUACAGUCUCAACACUGCACUGAGGGAGUGCUCACAGCUUACCCGCCUCAACCUUCGUCAGUGCCCUGUGAGCGAUCACACUUUAGAAAUCAUUGCAACUCACUGCACACAGCUGACCGUUCUUGGACUGUCCUGUGUGUUAGAUAUUUCUGAUGCUGCAGUUGCAGCCCUUGUUGGGUGCCUGGAACAGCUUCAAUCAGUGGAUCUAAGCUGGAACUCAGAGUUGACAGACACUUCAAUCUAUGCCCUGCUUGUGUCAUGUCCCUGGCUGCACACCGCAGAGCUUACAGGCUUAAAGCGCAUCACAUCAGCUUCAUUUUUACCCAUAAUUGCAGAUCUGGAUCGGUGGCGUAAGUGUCAGGCCUGAUACGUUACAAAUUACUUGUACGGAAAGCAACAGCACCAGCUGCUGAUCUUGAUUCAUCUGAUGAAGAUCCUGAAGAUCUGUUCAUGCCACAGCGAAGCACAUCAUAUGCCACCAGCCUGCGCAGCCUGUACCUGCACUAUUGCGAUAGCGUGUGUGACAGACACUUACAGGAGAUUGUUGCAGUGUGCCAGGGCUCAUUGGCUAUUGUUGAUUAUUAUGGUGAACCUGUUAUGCCCAUUCUGUUCUCUGCUCGUCCUGGACAGUUAUUUCUGCCAUCUCGUUGACCCUGAACCACCAUACUUACUACAUACAUUGCUGCAACAUAAUUUUUAUGGGAUGUUGUUUCUUAAAUGUUACCUUUCUCAAGACAAUCUUCAUGGCCUUUUUAUUAUUUUUGACGCCUGGGGCCACCUGCACAUUUCUAAUUUUAAACACUUUUAGGCAUGAAAUCUAUUUUGCUAAUCAGCUUUAAAGAAACAGCAAACAACACGAUUUAAGAACUUUAUGUUUCUUAAUUUGCUUGUUUAGAACAAGGUUAGGUCAAGUUUCAGAAAUGUGCAAUUAGCCCUUGCUUUGUAACAAGAAUGUUAAAACACUUGGGAUAUUUGUUAAAAAGCACAUGAUGCCUUGAAAUUUUAAGGCACAAAAUAGCUGAAUCAUCAACAGUGUAUGUUAGCUUUGUUGUGAACAAAACUUUGAUAUUUGUUUUUAGUGCUUAUGCAAAGUAGACUAUGCAAUGAAGUGCUUAGCAGGUAUUGCUUUUAAACCUGAUCCCCCCACAUCAUCACCCCCUCAACCACCCAAAAACAAACUCCAUAAUGGUUUGAAUUUUUCUCUGGCCACUUUAACUAGGUAUAAACAAUAUAUAAACGAUGUAUAAACAAUGCUGCGAUAGUGUAGGAUCAUCUAUCCAUGACAGGAUUGUCUUGCUGCAACUAAAAAGCAUGUCGAGACCAUACUUUCUUCCACACUUAUUUGUAAUGGUUUGCGAUGUCUAAGGCCAUGUGAUGAGCCAAUGGUCUUACAUGCCCAUGUCACAGAAGCAGUAAAUAAUAAACACUACUACUACUAAAUAUCUUAAACAGUAAGGUCAUAGUGACAAGCCAUGGGUCAGCUGGAAAGGGGGGGAAAUUACUGUGUAAUUUUGUUUGUUGCACGACUAAAGUCAAAAGCCAGGAUCAGUGUCCCACUUCUCACCUUGCUUAGAAAGGUAACCCCCUCUCUUUUUCUAUCCUCAGAUGCUGUCACAGUAUCGCUUCGGCCUCUUGCAUUAUUGAAACUAGUUACUGCAUGUCUACUGUCAUAUCAAGAUACAUCAGUUUAAGGCAGUUACAGAUUAUUUUAGAAAUAAGAGUAGAAUCUGUAAUAAAAUGUUGCCUUGUG